AUGGCCCUGGCUUACCACCUGAGGGAUUAUUCGUCCUUGAAGAUGAAUGGAGAAGGGAAAGACGAAUUCAAUGCCAUGGGAGACGGCAUUUUUUGUCUUGUCCGACGAGUAAUUCGUUGGUCAAGCCUCGACGAUGAGGUAACGAGGAGCACAGGGAUGUCACCUAGCUUAAGACCAGCAUCAAUCAUAUGCAUCUUCUCCUACACACGCUCUCAAAAUGAGACGAGUUUAGCUGCCACGUAUGAGCCAUGGACACGCAGCCGUCACGUCUCCAACAAUUCCGGUGGGUCUGUCACCGACAAGAUUGGACCUGCGGCUUCGAAACGGUUAGAUGAUCGUCAGAACGAACCGCACUGCCACAUCAUGAGGCGUGAUGGGUUAAUCGGCGGGAUUUCCGGGAACUACCAAGUUCUGUUCAGUGGGCCAGCGGUGUUCCCUCAAAUCGUUCACGUAAUUCUGGGUAAUGCCGACUCUAUAAAUAUGCAACUUCCUGACACGACGAUCGGGUUUGCCCGUAUGUCUAUCAGACCAAUCGAAGGAAGCCAGUCAUUCCUCAUAAAAACCAUCGAACUCGAGGAGAAAGGGCCGCGGCCAGUAGUUAUAAAUACCAGUAUGCCUCGUUGGCUUAGGACACCACUUGAGGACCUACCACUUGAGGACCUCGAGUUCAUGAAUCCAACCUUGCUCACAAACUCUGGAGCGAAGCAAGCGGCGCCUUCCUAA
Messenger RNA from Suillus clintonianus, 723 nucleotides. RefSeq lists its product as uncharacterized. NCBI's taxonomy places the organism in Eukaryota, Fungi, Basidiomycota, Agaricomycetes, Boletales, Suillaceae. The record is from RefSeq and is a predicted model, not a curated record. The transcript is spliced from 6 exons. Bases 1 to 723 code for a protein of 240 amino acids.